AUGGGGGAGGCGAAGCUGGAGCCCAACGUCAUCAGCUUCAAUGAUGGGAUCAGCGUAUGCGAGAAGGGCGAGCAGUGGCAGCGGGCCCUGGUGCUGCUGAGCGCGAUGCGGGAGUCGAAGCUGGAGCGCAACGCAAUCUAUAUCCGAAUGCCGGGGCAGCCGCGUGUCAGAAUGGCGGGGGACACAGUGGGGCCCAAGUCGGCCCGAGACGUCAGCCACAACGCUGAGGAACAGCGCGUGAGUGAAAGGUGGUCAGUGGCCGCAGGCUCCCUGGCAUUGUUGAACGAGAUGUGGGAGGCGAUGUUGGGAGUCGGACGUUAUCAUAACUUUAGCGUUGUGAUCAUUGGGUGCCAGAAAGGACGAGCAUUGGCAGCCGACGCAGGCGGUGCUCAGCGAGAUGCGGGAGGCAGUGCUGGAGCCCAAUACCAUCACCAAUUGUAUCGCUGGGAUCAGCGCGUGCUGGAAGGGCAAUCAAUGGCAGCAGGCUCCGUUGCUGCUCAGCGAGGCGUGGUAGGUGAAGUCGGACCCCGACAUUGUCAGUUACAGCGCUGGGAUCAGUGCGUACGACAAGAGCGAGUCAUAGCAGCGUAG
Prorocentrum cordatum is the source of this 591-nucleotide messenger RNA. NCBI's taxonomy places the organism in Eukaryota, Dinophyceae, Prorocentrales, Prorocentraceae. The record is from the annotation of a GenBank genome assembly.